This is a messenger RNA of Notolabrus celidotus (New Zealand spotty), 2455 nucleotides long. It is a transcript of the gene rsph10b, whose product is annotated as radial spoke head 10 homolog B. The transcript has 18 exons. The coding region runs from base 184 to 2286 and encodes 700 amino acids. NCBI's taxonomy places the organism in Eukaryota, Metazoa, Chordata, Actinopteri, Labriformes, Labridae. The record is from RefSeq and is a predicted model, not a curated record.
CUCUUUCCGUUGCCAUGGAAAGGAGCUGAGCUGACGCGAGAGAUGCACAACUGUACGGCGAACAAUGACACAGGAGAAGGCAAAGAAUAAAACACCGACAAAAAACAAACUAAAAUUGAAAAAGCCUCAUUCGGUUGUGAAGGAAAGAGAAAAACAAGGCUGGAGAGUUGCUCAGGUUUUACUAUGGUGAACUCGACGGAUAUAAAACAGCGUGAGAACGAAGACCUUCAUGAACUUUCGUCAGUUGUACGCUUAAUAGUACAGAGGUAUGAAGGGGAAACAUGUGAAGGCCAGUUUCAUGGAGAUGGUCUCGCUUGUUUUGAAGGAGGUCAUAUGUAUAAGGGAAUGUUUUCUAAAGGACUGAUGGAUGGACGUGGUGUCUUCACACAGGCUGGUGGAUUAAAAUAUGAGGGAGAAUUUGUCUGCAACCAGCCCAUGGGUGAGGGCACCUACAUCUGGCCUGAUGGCAGUACCUAUAAGGGUGAGGUGUAUAAAGGUAUACGACAAGGGACUGGAACCUACACCUGUGCAAAAAACUGUGUUUCAUACACAGGGCAGUGGGAUCAGGGAAAGAGGCAUGGAAAGGGUGAAAUGUAUUACAACCAGGAUAAGACAUCUUGGUAUAAAGGCGACUGGGUGGAGAACAACAGAGAGGGUUGUGGAGUGAGAUGUUACCCCUCUGGUAAUACUUACUCUGGUGAGUGGAAGAACAACCUGAGCCAUGGAGAAGGAACCAUGAACUGGCUCAAACUUGGAGAGGCGUAUGUUGGGAUGUGGCAGAAUGGAGUUCAACACGGACAAGGCACACACACCUGGAUCCUGAGGCGAGCAGACGGAUCCCAGUACAUCAAGAGCAACCAGUACACUGGGGAUUUCAUUCAGGGCCAAAGACACGGACAGGGAACCUUUUACUACGCUGGUGGAGCGGUCUAUGAAGGGGAGUGGAGGAGGAACAAAAAACAUGGAAAGGGGAAAUUCACCUUUAAGGAUGGCCGUGUUUUUGAAGGAGACUUUAUGAAUGAUCAGAUGAUGACAGACAUCCUGAAUGGGAAACGAGCUCCCACUCCUUUUUGUGGUCCCUCUCCCCUGCCAGGCAGUGAUUCAUCAGUCUUGGGACCAGACAUGACCCUGAACAUUGAUUAUCUUCUGGAUAAAAUCCCCUCGAGAAACCGUGACACAGAGCGUGAACAGGUGGAGUAUGUGGUGCUGAGGCUGGCAGCUGAUCUCAGGUCAGUCUACAGUUUCUACAGCAGACUUGGUCAGGCCCACUCUCCUGACAACACCUUCCUGCUGUCUCGCCUGCAGCUUUGGCGCCUCCUUAAGGACUGUUACAUCCAUCAUCAUGGCCUCACUCUGACAAAGAUAGACAAUUUUAUCAGAAAUGCCCCUACAACAGAGCUACACUCUCCUUUUGCUCCCAUUCUUCUUCGUGGGCUCCUCAGCUGUCUGGUUGUUGUGGCCUACCACAUCUACCAUAAGGACAUGGAGUCACAGAAGAACCUUCUGGCUGCCUGCUUUUCCAAACUGAUGGCCGACAACAUCCUCCCGAAUGCUAAGAAUGUAAAAGGCUUCUUGUUUAGACUUCCAGGCUGUGCAGUGGUGGCUAUGAACUACUUAAAGAAGUGCUGGGAAAUCUAUCAGGCUUACUGCAAAGUCUUUAAAUCCCCCCGAGAUAAGCAGACUCUGUCCUGCGGACACCUGCUCUGGAUGUUCAAGGAUCUUGACUUGCUGGACAGGAACCUGACAGUAGGGACAUUAUUGCAGAUCCUCGCCUCAGAGGGCAGUGACCCCAGCAACUUUUCCUCCUGUCUGGAUCUGGAGAUUACGUUCCUGGAGUUUUUUGAGGUACUCCUGGGCUCUGCUGAGGUGAAGUGUCAGCAGGUUUCUGGAAGCCUGGAGGAGGAGGGCCUUGAAACUGAAGUCAGAAGAGAUCUACAUGAAUCAGAGGCAAUAGAGAAAAUGACUGGAAAAUCACAGGAAUCACCUACUGCACAAGACAAUGUGGGCCAACCAGACGUCCAAACUAAAUUUGAUGAAAAUCUUCAGAAUGCAGUGCACACAGAAGAUUAUACAGGUGAAGAGGGAUACGCAGGGAAAACCAGAAGAGUGGAGGCCAAAGAUCAUGAACCUGAACUUUGGAUGCAGAUGAUCCAUCAGUUCUUCAACCACUUUCUCUUCCCGGCUUAUGAACACAACAAGCUGGUGUCCAAAAAGAUGGAGGAGCAGCUCCACAAGAAUGGCGAGAAACACAUCAGCCCAGCAGAGAGCGAGGCAGUUUACUUCUGAUUCCCAGCUAAGGUUCAUUUCAUCUUUAACUUUGGUAGAGGACCCAAUCAAAGGCAGGGACUGCAAAGAAACACACUUGUGAUGAAGCCAACUGGUCCUGCGCUAUCAUUGAAUUAAUAAUAGUUAUAUAUGAAUACAUUAAGGAAGUAAUAAAAGUAUUGUCUGUAUA